Acanthisitta chloris (rifleman) is the source of this 1228-nucleotide messenger RNA. Its product is annotated as PH domain leucine-rich repeat-containing protein phosphatase 1-like. The record is from RefSeq and is a predicted model, not a curated record. The transcript has 8 exons. Gene Ontology annotation, molecular function: protein binding. The annotation marks the transcript as partial. Lineage: Eukaryota; Metazoa; Chordata; Aves; Passeriformes; Acanthisittidae.
GAAAGCCCCACAGCAUUGGCAGCUCCGAACGGAUUCAGCUCUCAGGAAUGUACAAUGUUCGAAAAGGGAAAAUACAUUUGCCAGUCAACAGAUGGACAAGACGCCAAGCUAUCCUUUGUGGAACAUGCCUAAUUGUCUCAUCAGUAAAAGAAAGCCAGACUGGAAAGAUGCAUGUCCUCCCUUUAAUUGGUGGAAAAGUGGAAGAAGUGAAGAAGCACCAGCACUGUUUAGCAUUUAGCUCCUCUGGACCUCAAAGCCAGACCUACUACAUUUGUUUCGAUAACUUCACUGAAUAUCUGCGAUGGCUGCGACAAGCAUCAAAGGUUGCAUCACAACGCAUAAGCUCAGUGGAUCUUUCAUGCUGCAGCCUGGAGCACCUGCCUGCCAACCUGUUUUAUAGCCAAGACCUCACUCAUCUCAAUCUAAAGCAGAACUUCCUGAGGCUAAAUCCCAGCCCAUCCACAAGUAGAGCGCUUAGUGAAUUACAAAGAUUCACCAAGUUGAAGAGCCUUAACCUUUCCAAUAAUAAUUUAGGAGACUUCCCACUGGCGGUCUGCAGUAUCCCAACCCUGACCGAGCUCAAUGUGUCCUGCAACGCCCUCAGAAGCAUUCCAGCAGUUGUAGGCGAGAUGCACAACUUGCAGACAUUUUUGCUGGAUGGCAACUUUCUCCAAUCCCUUCCUGAUGAAUUGGAGCAUAUGCAUCAGCUCAGCUAUGUGAGUCUGUCCUUCAAUGAGUUCACUGACAUUCCAGGGGUGCUGGAGAAGCUAACUGCCAUGGAUAAGCUCUGCAUGUCAGGAAACUGCAUGGAUACCCUGAACCUACAGGUGUUAAAAAGGAUGCCUCAUAUUAAACAUGUGGAUCUAAGAUUGAAUUCAAUUAGGAGAUUGGAGGCCGAUGAAGUAGAUUUUCUGCAUCACGUGACCCAACUGGAUCUGAGAGACAACAAACUUGUGGAGAUGGAUGCAACAGUUUUUAACAACGUUGAAGUGUUACACUGUGAACGGAAUCAACUGGUAACCCUCAAAAUCAGUGGAUAUUUUCUCAAAGCGCUGUAUGCUUCCUCAAAUGAACUUGUUCAUCUUGAUGUGUAUCCAGUUCCUAACUGCCUGGCUUAUAUGGAUAUUUCUAGAAAUCACCUGGAAAACCUGCCUGAGUGGGUGUGUGACAGCAGGAAACUGGAAGUGUUGGAUGUUGGCCACAAUCAGAUACGAGAGCUGCCUGCCCG